CCAGACACCGGCAUUUCCUCCAAGGCCAUGAGCAUCAUGAACUCGUUCGUCAGCGACAUCUUCGAGCGCAUCGCCGGCGAAGCCUCCCGCCUGGCGCACUACAACAAGCGUUCCACCAUCACCUUCAGGGAGAUUCAGACCGCCGUCAGGCUGCUGCUUCCCGGGGAGCUGGCCAAGCACGCGGUGUCAGAGGGCACCAAGGCGGUGACCAAGUACACCAGCUCCAAGUAAACACUGCUACGACCACCACAAAAACAAAAGGCUCUUUUAAGAGCCAACACACUCUGAUCUGAAAGGUAAAAGGCCUGUUCAAACUGACCAAUUGACAAAUACGACAAACUGAUUACAUAUAAAAACCUAAUCAACAAAUGCACAUUUCACAUGUUCCUUCACAUACUAAUAAAUAUAUCACAUAAAAAAAGCAUUUGUUAAAUUCAGAGAUAUUAAAUGAUAGUGAGCCAAAUGAAGCUUGAAGAUCUGAAGUGACAUCAGAUGGUCAAGCCAAGAAUGUGAAAAAUUUACAACACCCACAGUGGGGACAUUACUUCACGCAACAGCAAAGUACAAAGCACAGAAAACAAUGACAGAAUAAAAGACUGUCAAUGUUGGUCAUUGGAAGGGUGAUUGCACAGUGUUUAAAUAUAAUCCUGUGCUGGUUGCACAUAUAUAAUAAUGCACAGAGAUUACUGUGUAACUGAUUUAGUGGGGGGUAGUAAGCAGUUC
Molecule: messenger RNA, 723 nt
Organism: Betta splendens (Siamese fighting fish)
Lineage: Eukaryota; Metazoa; Chordata; Actinopteri; Anabantiformes; Osphronemidae
Product: histone H2B 7
Exons: 1
Coding region: 28-231 (67 amino acids)
Cellular component (GO): nucleosome
Molecular function (GO): structural constituent of chromatin; DNA binding; protein heterodimerization activity
Source: RefSeq, a predicted model, not a curated record